This is a messenger RNA of Glossina fuscipes, 3769 nucleotides long. RefSeq lists its product as uncharacterized. The transcript has 5 exons. Lineage: Eukaryota; Metazoa; Arthropoda; Insecta; Diptera; Glossinidae. Gene Ontology annotation, molecular function: sequence-specific DNA binding. The record is from RefSeq and is a predicted model, not a curated record. Bases 208 to 2568 code for a protein of 786 amino acids.
UCGUAUAUUAUAGGAGGACAGAUAUCGUAAGUUGCAAGCAUAUGUAAACAAUGUGAAACCUAAUAGAAUCUGAAUUUUUCCUUUAGUUAUAACCAAAACAAAAAUAAAAGUAACAAAACUAGGGCAAAAAACAAUCACUCUUAAAUAAUUUGGACGUAUUGGUCUCCUGAGCAAUCAAUGGCAAUCCAACGAAAGUGUUUAUGAGAAAUGACGAAUUGUGUCGUUUUUGGUUGCUGUGGAAAAAGCAGUGCGGAUGACAACAUCCGCCUAUACAAGUUUCCCCAGGACAAAUUAACGAGAAUAAAAUGGCUAGAGAAUAUUGGCUUGCAACCAGAAGAAUUAAAAUCCAUGUCUAAAGUUUGCAGUCGGCAUUUUGAGAGUGGAUAUCUCGGUUUUAGACGUUUAAAACCUCGUGUGAUACCCACGUUGUGCCUUGGUCACGAGCAUAGAGCCCUUCAUCGCAAUACAGUUCCUUUCCAAUGGAAACGGAGGAAUUGCUGUAUUAAAAAUUGCAAUUCCGGCUACGAGCAGAGGUUUUUUAAAGUUCCACCAAAAGGAGAGGAAAGGAGAACCUGGUUGAGUUUAUGUAAACUAGAUAACAGUACCAAAAAAUAUUUGUAUAUAUGUGCUAAUCAUUUUAAUGAAAACGCCAUCGGCAAACGAAAACUGUUAAAAGGCGCAGUCCCUUCAAGAAAUUUAUUUCUCAAUGAUAGUCUAAUAGGUAAAACUGAAAAAGUGAAUGCUGAUACAAUCGGAGAGGAUACGGAGACCAAUGAAAACGAAUCUGUUACAAACUCCAGUUUAUCUGAACGAUUUAUAAAAGAUAAAUUGACAAUUUCGCGCGCUGUGUACAAAACAGAAGACUCGGAGGACUACACAAGCGAGGUAGAAGUGUGUCCAAAUGGCUGUCACCGUAAUUUUUUGCAGAAAGAAAGAAAACUAUUAGCAGAAAUAAUCCGUCAGAAUGAGGAAAUUAUUCAAUUGAAAGACAUAAUUUCCGUUCUAAAGCAGCGGUUUCAAAAUUUGGAAAAUUCGUCAUUCAUUGCUAACGCAAACACUAGCGAGGAGGCGAUCGCUUUUUCAAAAAUGAUAUGCGGUGGGCGAAAAAAGAAGUUCGGCAAAGAUGAAAAAAUACUUGCUCAGAAUAUCUUCUCUAUUUCGAGCAAAUGCUACAACUUUAUGAGGAGUACCUUAAAAUUUAAUUUACCUCACAAAUCGUCAGUUGAUAAUUGGUGCUCCGUAUUGCCCAAGAGCGCUGACAGCGAUGAUAUCAUCUUUGAACAGGUUUUCAUUCCCAAAGAUUCAGAUUAUGAACAAUCGAACAAUAACUUAGAUAAUUUUGUAUUCAAUCGCAAUAAAGAGAACGAGAUGGGUUCAGUUAUGAAAUACUGCAUAGUACAAGGCUGCAACGUGAAAUCGACCUCAGGUGACAAAGUAACCAUGUUUGACUUUCCUCCAGACAAACCAACGAGAUUAAAAUGGCUGGAAAAUAUCGGUGUGCAGGCCAAAGAUCUAAACACUGCGACUAGGGUGUGUAGUCGUCACUUUGAAACGAAAUACGCUGGUAAACGUUUGCGGAGGCGUGUAGUACCCACUUUACAUCUUGGUGAUUAUCAAAAAGCCGUUCACCAAAAUACCAUUUCGGCUUCAAUGAAGAAAAGAAGGUGCGCCAUUGACAAUUGCAGAUCCGAUGCGGAAAAUAGAUUCUUCAGAAUUCCAGCAGGAGGGGAGAAAAGGAAAACUUGGUUAAAUCUAUGUAAAUUAGAUGACAGAUUAAAACACAUGUUUUUGUGUUGGAAUCACUUUAACGAAAGCGAUAUUAAGACAAACAGGCUUGCAAAAGGAGCCGUUCCUUGCAAAAAUUUAUUUACUAAUGACGACGAUUCAGUUAAGCUGAAAAACGUCGGUGCUGGUAUAAAUAAAGAAGAAUCGGAAAAUAGUCAAAACUCUUUCACGGCCUCUGCUUUUAAUUCAUCUGAACAAACUUGGCGAGACGAGGAGAUUGAUGAAAAUUCAGUAAACUGUACUACGUACGAAAAAACAGAAAUUUUGGAAAGAAAGCAAAACGGGCCAGGAGUUUGUGCAACCAAUCGGGAUCGGGAGCGCGGACAAGAGGAAAAUAAAUGGUUAGCGGAAAUAGCGCUUAAAAAUCAGGAAAUCAUCCAAUUAAAGAGCACUAUUUCCGCGUUAAAAACCAAACUUCAAAAACUGGAAAAUUCGUCCUUUAUUAUUGAACCGGACACCAGCAAAGUAGCUUUCGCCUUUUCGAAAAUGAUAUGUGGUGCUAAAAGCAAAAAGUUUACCGAAGAACAAAAAAGACUGGCUCAGCAUUUUUUUUCUGUUUCGGCUAAAUGUUACAAUUUCAUGAGAGGCACCUUAGAAUUUACGUUACCUAACGAUUCAUCAUUUUGUCGCGCGGACUUAUCCCAUGAAGACGAUUACCAAUUUGCCUUUGAGCAAGUUUUCAUACCCAAGGGCUUCGGAUAUGAUCGAUCAAACAAUUUGCUCGACAGUUGUGAACGUGUGUGCAAUCCCCUCAAGGUCACCAAUUGUAACCCGUCUACAUAGGUAAACAUUGCUGUUUGUUGAGACGUAUGCAGCAGGAAGAAUAUGUGUUUCAAGCAUUUUUUUAGUUACUAUUAUAUUAAAAAAAAGUAAAUUGAGUGUUUUAAACAAAAUCUUAUAGGGUAUAAUUUUCUAAUCCGAUAGAUAAUUCUAAUUAAUAGGUUGAGAAUUUGAGAAAAAAUCAAACCCAAUAUUUGUCUUAGUACUUGAAACUACUAAUUUUUUACCCUUUUUAAAAUUGAAAAUACACUGUUUUUUUAAAUGUGAAAGUGAGAUUUGUUUAAAUACACAGUACUCAACAUAAGGCAGGGCUUUAUUUUCUCAAUCGGCUUAAACACAUCUGUCCGCCUGUCUGUCAGAUCUCUUCCCAUGUACGUUGUGCUCUAGUGGGCUCGAUUUUAAUGAAAAUAUAUCGCUCUGCAGCAAUAAACAUUCGUCACAUAUUUUAGUGAAAUUUGAUACACUGACAUGCUUUGUCCCCGUAUUUUGCUUUAUUGCAUCUUGCGGAACGCGGCUUUUCGGCCAUAUCGGAUAUGCUGAAUGUAAAAUCAAAGGAUAAUUAGGUUUUGUUUAAAGAAUCACAUUGUCUAGGCGCAAACAGCUAUAAAUCGAUACAAAAAAAAAAAAAGUGAAAUUCUGAGAAUAUAAUAUUAAGUAGGUAAUGUAAGGUCCUUUUAAAACACUUGUGUUGAAAGUCUUUAUCGGAAAAGAGAAAAUUUGCAAAUUUAAAGUUUCCUCACAAAAGUCUGUGAAAAAUAAUGUUCUGAUACACUAAAAGAAUGCGCAAAAUAUAAAUGAAAUGGAACCAACAUUUGAGUUCUCUCAUCUAUUAAUGCUCUUACAAGAGAUAAGCGUUUACAUAGAAAAACAAUCUAAAUUUUAAGGUUUUGUGACGAAAAGUUAAACAAAAUGGUAGUAGUUUGCCAAAUAAAUUUCCUACGGUUAGUUUGCAGCACAGGACAGCAGAGCACAGCACGUAUAUAUAUUUUUCAAACUUUUCUUCAUAUCAGGAUUCUUAUCAAAAUUAGACUUUUAUAUGGGAACACAAUUUGUAAGCUUCGAUUUUUAACAACGAGGGCAUGUGAAGAAUUAUAUUAGGUGAAGUGACUUAUGAUAUUUUAGGCUCGACCUAAUUCGACGAUGUGGGUUCUGUCGACUUUCUUCUAACAUUCCCAGCGAUAAAACCACGUAGUGAACGAACGAG